AAGUUAAACAACAUCCACAUCACAUCCGUGAACCAGAACAGCAACAAAAGGGUUGAGGUAGUCCCACCGAAGUUUUGCUCAGGCAGUCUCUAUGCUAUCUGGAGCUCCAAAGGGGGAGAACUGUCUUGUAGACAUGGACAGUAAAGCUGGAGAUCUUUUCAGUGCUGAGGAUGCUCAUCCAACUGGCACAGGUGGAGCUGGAAUCCUGGCAAAGCUCUGGCUUCCCAAAGGCUUAUCAGUCAGUAUGGCUAAAGAGUGGGUCGACAGGCGUCGAUUGUCCAUUCGGCCCUGGGCCAGCUUCGUGGACCAACGCAAGUUUUCAAAACCCCGCAACUUUGGAGAGUUGUGUCAGAGGGUGGUGAAAAAUGUGGAAACUUUCAACAGCAACUAUACCUUCAUCUUCCUGGGUCUCAUCCUCUACUGCAUUAUCAGCUCUCCUAUGCUGCUGAUUGCCUUGGCUGUGUUCGUUGGUGCCUUCUACAUAAUUCACCUCAAGUCCCUGGAGUCCAAACUGGUUAUCCUCGGCAAGGAGCUGACCGUUCCUCACCAAAUGAGUCUGGCUGGAGCUGUUUCUCUUCCUGUUUUCUGGUUGGCUGGAGCUGGAGCCGCAGUCUUUUGGGUUCUGGGAGCAACGCUGUUUGUGAUUGGCUCUCACGCUGCGUUCCGUGAGCUGGAGGGAUCCGACAUGGAAGAGCUCCUCAUGGAGCCUGUGUGAAAUACAAGCUGAACCCUCAGCAGGCUCUGGUCAACAAUCCUUCAUUACUUUAACCCUGUAAUCACGUUAGCGCACAGGGGUUGAGAAACAACUGCUCCUAGAUCUGUUAUUUAGCUAUUUGUGACUCUUGUACUCCUUAUAUUAUAAUGCACCUUGUCCUGGCUCUAAGUAGUUGUUGUUGCAGACUGUAUUGCCUUUUUUCAUUCAUACACAUAAUGCACAAAUAAUGAAUUUGUUAAUAAGUAUUCAAGCACAUUAUCGCCUUUCUCUACAUAUGUUAAACCUUGGAUGCCUCUGGUUUGUGUCAAAUAGCCUCUUGCUUCCUGCUACUUCCCUUAUACAGUGACAUGUCUUACAGUCAUGGAAAAAAUUAU
This is a messenger RNA of Centropristis striata (black sea bass), 1089 nucleotides long. It is a transcript of the gene rabac1, whose product is annotated as Rab acceptor 1 (prenylated). Lineage: Eukaryota; Metazoa; Chordata; Actinopteri; Perciformes; Serranidae. Bases 92 to 715 code for a protein of 207 amino acids. The record is from RefSeq and is a predicted model, not a curated record. The transcript has 6 exons. Gene Ontology annotation, cellular component: Golgi apparatus.